Molecule: messenger RNA, 543 nt
Organism: Linum trigynum
Lineage: Eukaryota; Viridiplantae; Streptophyta; Magnoliopsida; Malpighiales; Linaceae
Source: the annotation of a GenBank genome assembly
AUGAUACAUCCGACAACACAGACUGAAGAAAUGCCCCGCUACAAAUUUCGCUUCCUCAAGUCUGCUGACUUCGACAACAAAUGCAACGAGAUCAAUAUUCUUAGUGAUGUCUUUGGCCGCCUUCGAGAGUACUCGACAACCGCAAGCCAUUCCAAUGGAACAACACAAACAGUCAGAAAAGAACUUCAAAUUAGCCUCCCAGGGGAAGAAAGGGUUCAAGUCACAUUACGUGGUGAAAUUAUAGAGCAAUUUAACAACAUCAUUGCUGCAAAUGCAAAUGAAGCAAUACUAUUGAUCAUCACUUCCAUCGUAGUUAAAGAAUAUAAAGGUUACAAAUUUUUGUCAACAACUACAGCCACCAGAAUCUACGGCAACCUCAAUAUUCCAGAGAUCUUGCCAGAUAAUAACCCACCUAAUGUCAUGGAAGUAGCAGUUCAGCCUCCCAAUCAAUAUAAUAUUGCUGACCAAGAGGAGCCACCACGGCUGACCCUGGAAGAACUUGAAGCAAGGAUGGCAGAUAUGGAAAACGAGGUAUUUUAUUAA